GUGUGUGUGUGUGUGUUUGUGUGUGUAGGACGCCCAUGAGUUCCUGACCGCUGUGCUGGACCAGUUGAGGGGUCUGUCCCUCCUGCUAAAGCCAGCCGCUCUGGACAUGCUGGGAAGGACCUACUCCUGCCCCGUGGAGGCUCACCUGCUCUUCAACAUGAGGAGAACCAGGACCUGCAAGGGAUGUGAGGGCCAGUCCUCGUCCAUGGAGGUCUUCACCAACCUGUCCCUGGACCUGGAGCCUGGAGGCUCGGUGAGCCAGGCCCUGGACAGAUACCUCACGGAGAGCUCUCUGAAGUACGCCUGCCAGUGCGGAGGAAAUACAUCUGGCAUGCAGACCUGCUUCCUGACCCUACCUAACGUUCUGGUCCUCCACCUGAAACGCUUCCGCUUCACCCUCACUGGGAGGAUAGAGAAGGUGGAGGAUGAAGUCCUCCUGUCCAGAAACCUGGGACUCAGCAUUGGGACAGGAGAAGUACACACUCGUGAGUGUACUGAGCCACAUCGGUGCCCGGGCUACAUCAGGACAUUACAUCAGUGAGGGGGCCUAUCCGGAAGAGGGCAACAACCUGGCUGACCAAUGGCUGCGCUACAAUGACCUGAAGGUGUCACGGACCACCGGCAGGGCCGUCUGUCGCCGGCGGCAACGCACAGCCUACCUGCUGUUCUACCAGCGACAGGUGUAGAACAGUCUGGGGUCUGGGUGGGGGUGGGGGAAGGGCCCUCUGGUCUUGGGUGGGUGUCAGGGAUGUUGAGGAGCAGACCAACAUCCCAUCCCAGAGUCCCAGAGCCCCCCGAGACCACGCUGAGCCCACCCAGGAGCGAUGGAGUCCCAGACACAGUGGUCUCCUCCACCCAGGCAGCCCCAUCCCUCAGCUCCUGCUGCAGCAGAUUCCCCUCGCCGAGUUUGCUUCAUUGCAACGGGGAAAACUGGGGCAGAAGUUGGCCGGAGGAAAGAACCAUUGGUGUGGUCAGCAGCUCAGUACAAUCACUAGGCCGACGGCCCCCCCCCUCCGAGGUGGCCCAGGUACGCGCCCCACCGAGGCAGGGUGUGUGCAUCGGUGUUGUUGUAUUUGGACUGUACCAGGGAAAUUACUAGGCCGACGCCCCAGCCAGCAGCUCUGGACAUGGUGGGAAGGACCUACUCCUGCCCCGCGAGCAGACAGCAGCUCACACAAGGCAGCCGGUGCUGCAGUAGUAGCCCCCCCCCCCCCGUCGCCAGGUGGGGCCCUUCGACGGGGAAGAGGUCCUCGUCAUCGACGGUUGAGGCGUUGGAUGGGCCGAGAACAUCCAGCAGCAAAUCCAACCAGGAGAGAGAGAAUAUAUCAGCUCUGUUAAAUAUAGUCUCAGUCGUAAAGUAAUUUACUCAGAUCGCUCAUGUAAAGUAAAUAGUCCAUGGCACUUCAAACGGUCGUCCUGUCGCUGGUCCGAGUCCUCUGCAGCUCAUCCAGAAUGCAGCAGCCCGGUCUGUCUUCAACCUACCCCAUGUCCCACACAAUGCACCACUGCUCUGCACCCUGCCCUCGCUACCGGUGGCUAAUAAAAUCGGAUUCAAGUCACCGGUAAUUGCCUACCGUGACGUGAAAGGCUUUGGCCCAUCCUACCUCCAAGACACGGUCCAACCGUUCCCCCCAGGCCACCCACUGUGUCCGCCAAACAGCUUGCUACUCCUUCAAAUAAUACAAAUAAUAUAAUCCAAUUUGUUUAUUUCUUGUCUCUAUAAUGUAGCAUGGCUGAAUGUCCUUAUUGUAUGCCGCUUUGGACAAAAGCGUCAGCUAAAUAUGUAAUGUAAUGUAAGUGUAACAGAUAGCCACUAGGUGGCGAACCAACACAACCCAUGAUUCCCAGGCCUCUUAAAACCAGUGGCGUCCCUAUGCUGUUUUAUUCAGGGCUAAAGCCUCUGAGGUUAUUUAAUUAGCCCCGAAUAUGAUCUUUGGGAGAAAAAAAUCAAAUAAAAAAUAUUCAUAAACAUUUAUGAGUAGCCUAGUCUAGAUAGUCCUUCUGGCAAGAGAAUAAACAACAAC
This is a messenger RNA of Gadus morhua (Atlantic cod), 2024 nucleotides long. RefSeq names its product ubiquitin carboxyl-terminal hydrolase 37-like. NCBI's taxonomy places the organism in Eukaryota, Metazoa, Chordata, Actinopteri, Gadiformes, Gadidae. Gene Ontology annotation, molecular function: cysteine-type deubiquitinase activity. Gene Ontology annotation, cellular component: nucleus; cytosol. The record is from RefSeq and is a predicted model, not a curated record. Gene Ontology annotation, biological process: protein deubiquitination. The coding region runs from base 107 to 541 and encodes 144 amino acids. The transcript is spliced from 9 exons.